Molecule: messenger RNA, 2460 nt
Organism: Exophiala oligosperma
Lineage: Eukaryota; Fungi; Ascomycota; Eurotiomycetes; Chaetothyriales; Herpotrichiellaceae
Exons: 2
Coding region: 391-2286 (631 amino acids)
Molecular function (GO): oxidoreductase activity
Source: RefSeq, a predicted model, not a curated record
GUUCCUUGCCGCUUCAAACAUUUGGUAGAACGCCCAGAGUUGGAGUUGCCGCUUUUCAGAGAUGCUGACACGGGACAACGUUCGACAUCCCCCCGGUCUUUGCUUUCACUAUCGACUCAAAUGGCGGGUAUUAGUUCUCGGGGUUUGUCACUCGACUUCUCUGGUGAUGAUCGACUGUUCUGGUGAUCAGGCUUGAAGCAAUAUACCUCAGUUAUGACGAUUCUUUUCUGACGACGGUGUAUAUAUAUUCCUACGGCGGCACAAGUCGAACUCGAGAACUUGAUCAGAGAAUUCGUCGCGGAAAGGAAGCACCGUCGCGCUCAGCGACCGGCACGCUCCUCAUCUCGGCCAAGUCAGAAACUCAAGGCCAUCGAGGGACUUCGCAAAACGAUGGCCUUCUUCCAGCCCUCUGACUGGCACGAGGGUGAAAAGGCCAUUCACAAACGGACAGGAGUCGAAUAUAAUGACAACCCGACAUCUCCAUUUCUCUACCCCCGUGCGGCAAACCAAGUUGCCCGCUACCCACUCCUGGCGGUGGGCACCCUUGACAGUGACGACAACCCAUGGUGUACCAUCUGGGGAACGGGCGAGCCGCCCAUCGCACAAGCAAUCGGUCAAAGUAUCCUAGGCAUCCGCACAGCCGUUGAUGCAUCGUUCGACCCCGUCGUCCAGGCCCUAUACCAAGGCAAAUCCGACGGCGAAGUUCUGCGGGAGGAAGGUACCAGUCGUCUCAUCAGUGCGAUGACCAUUAAUCUUGAAGAACGAGGCCGUGUCAAGCUAGCAGGCCACCUAAUAGCCGGUGCGCUCAAUACUUCUACCUCUCCAGACGACUCCGUCCAGGACCCUUCAACCGGCAAAGCAGGAGAGGCCCAACUGGUGACCAAAAUCACCAUGGCACUGGCCAACUGCCCGAAAUACCUCAACAAGAAAAUCAUCACAUCCGCGACCCCGACGCCGAAACUGCUAUCUACAUCUGCCCAUCUCACCGACGCCGCCCUCGCCAUCAUCGCAAAAUCCGAUCUCUUCUUCCUCGCCACCUCGCACGAACACGAAGACAUGGACUGCAACCACCGUGGCGGCCCACCUGGAUUUGUGCGAGUCGAGCAACCCUCGUCCCCCUCCUCUCCCAGCUCCAUCAUCUGGCCCGAAUACUCAGGCAACAACCUCUACCAGACGCUCGGCAAUCUCGAAACCACGCCUCGCGCGGGUCUGGUCUUCCCCGACUUCUCGACGGGCGACGUACUCUACGUCACAGGCGAAACAACCACUCUCGUCGGCGCCGAGGCGUCCAACGUUCUGGCCAAGUCGACGCUCGCCGUGCGUCUGAACGUCACGGCCGCAAGGCUUGUCCAGACCGGCCUUUCCUUCCGAGGCACACCCUCCAACGACGCCACUCAGGGCCUGUCACCCUACAAUCCGCGCGUGCGGUACUUGUUGUCCGAGCACAACGACCCUACCACGAACGUCGAGGCGGGAUCUUCCCCGCCGGCGAACGCCUCCCUCGUGGCCAAGACCCGUCUCACACCCACCAUCACUCGCUACCGUUUCGCCCUGGACGACCCUGGCGUUUUCGGGCCGUGGAAGCCGGGACAGUACGUCACGCUGGACCUCUCGUCCGAACUGGACAUGGGUUACAGCCACAUGCGCGACGACGACCCGACGAGUCUGAACGACGACUUCAUCCGCACGUUCACCGUCUCCAGCGUCCCCGGCACCCUGGGUGCCCACGGGGAGGAAUUCGAAAUCACGGCUCGCUCGGUGGGAAGCGUGACGAAGUGGCUCGAACACCAACGCCCGGGCACGUGUGAAGCCGGCGUCCGUGGGUUCGGCGGGGAUUUUGUAUUCGACUGGGGAGACGAUGGUGACCAAAAAAAGCGUCGCGUCGGCUUCGUCGCGGCAGGGAUAGGCAUCACUCCACUUCUGGGCCAGAUGGGGGACAUUACUGAAGAGAUCAUCGCGUCUUCGCGGCUCGAGGUGUGGUGGAGCCUCGGCCUCAAAGAUGUGAACCUGGCACUGGACAUUCUACAGACGUACCCGCGGCUGAGCGGCGCGAUGGAGUUGUUCGUGACGGGUACCUCGGAGGCGGAAACGGACCCGGCGGGGACGACGGACAAACUCGUCGCGACCGGCGUCACCGUCCACAAGAGGAGACUCGGUCGGGAAGAUUUGAGACGUGCCGCCGGCGGCGUGGACGACUGGUACAUUUGUACCGCCCCGGCCAUGAGAAAGGUCGUCCAGGGUUGGAUGCCGGACAAAUCUUUUGUCUUUCAAAAUUUCGAUUACUGAGUCGUAGCCAUGUCCGGUGUUUCGUGUACCAAAAGGGAUGCUGUUGUUUGUAUACAAUAUGUAUAUGUAUAAACAUCCAGAAAGUUGAAACACUCAACACAAUAAACGUGUUAAUUCUCACGUACCCAACUUUUUUGAGUCCAGAAACGUCUCUCCCCGUCUUUUGGACCUGAU